Molecule: messenger RNA, 1359 nt
Organism: Paraphaeosphaeria sporulosa
Lineage: Eukaryota; Fungi; Ascomycota; Dothideomycetes; Pleosporales; Didymosphaeriaceae
Product: pantothenate transporter
Exons: 2
Coding region: 1-1359 (452 amino acids)
Biological process (GO): transmembrane transport
Cellular component (GO): membrane
Molecular function (GO): transmembrane transporter activity
Source: RefSeq, a predicted model, not a curated record
AUGCUCGACACAAAGGAGCAAACGGCUGCAGCGUCCAGUGCUGUGGAUGCCAGUCCCGAAAACACCUUACACUACGCCCGCCGCGGCUCCCUCGUCGCAGAAACCGCAGCCGAUCCUAACAUCGAAGGCUACGAUGCCGAGCGCAUGCGUGCUCGCGCGCUGCUCUCUGCAGACGAAGAGAAGAAACUCCUCCGCAAGAUAGACUGGCACCUCAUGGCGCUGUGCUCCAUCAUGUUCCUGCUCAAGAAUAUCGACGCAGACAACGUCUCCAACGCGCGCAUCAUGAAUAAGGGCAGUCCAACAAACAUCAUGAACCAGCUCGGAAUGACGUCGAACGAGUACAAUCUGGUCACCACGCUGUACUACAUUCCGUACAUUGUUGCGGAGGCCCCAUCGAAUCUGCUGAUCAAGCGAUUGCUGCCUUCGAGAUGGCAGAGCAGGAUAAUGGUUACGUGGGGAAUUGCGCUGUCGUGUCAUGCAGCUGUGACGAACAAGGAGGGAUUGUAUGUAGCGAGGUUCUUCCUGGGACUUUUUGAAGCCGGACUGUUUCCCGGCGUCAUUCUCCAGAUGUGCUACUGGUACCGCCCCGACGAGAUGUCCGUCCGCCUCCUCUACUUUUACAUACUCGGCAACCUCUCCGGCGUCGUAAGCGGCCUCCUCGCCUUCGCCUUCUCCCACCUCGACGGCGCCCACGGUCUCAGCGGCUGGCAAUGGAUUUUUCUCGUCGAGGGCAUCAUUACCAUCGCCUUCGGCGUCGCCAUCUACUUCAUCUUCCCGGACUUCCCACCGCAAGCAAAAUGGCUCACCGACGACGAGAAGGCUUUCAUCCAGGCGCGGCUCCCAGGGAACGCGCCGCAGGCAGCAGAGAUGAACUUCAAUUGGCGCGAGAUCGUCGAGUCACUCAAGGACAUCCGGCUAUGGCUGUUUACGCUGAUCUGGGCGCUGUUCACGAUUGGGAACAGUGGGGUCCGGUUCUACCAGCCUACUGUGAUUGCGGAUCUGGGGUAUACGGAUGUUGCGUCUGCGCAGCUGCUGAAUUUGCCCAUCUCGAUUUUCAGCAUCAUAGUCAUUGGGAUUACCGGGGCAUUCGCGGACAACGGAAAACUGCCGCGGCCGCUUUAUCCUCUGGCGUUUUUGUGUAUUAUAUUGGCGUGCUAUGGGACGUUAUACGCUUAUCCCAACAGUGGUGGAGUGUAUGCGGCGACACUGAUCGGAAACGGCCUCACAUCCGCAUGGUAUCCUAUGAUGUGGCCCUGGCGCGUCCAAACAACCUCCAAAGCCACAGGCUCCGCAUUCUCCAUCGGGUUCGUCAACAGCUACGGACAGGUCAGUUCAGUCUUGCAAGUUCACUCAUCGUGA